Messenger RNA from Brassica oleracea var. oleracea, 3049 nucleotides. RefSeq names its product glutamate receptor 3.7-like. Gene Ontology annotation, cellular component: plasma membrane. Bases 242 to 2938 code for a protein of 898 amino acids. The transcript is spliced from 6 exons. The record is from RefSeq and is a predicted model, not a curated record. Gene Ontology annotation, molecular function: glutamate-gated receptor activity. NCBI's taxonomy places the organism in Eukaryota, Viridiplantae, Streptophyta, Magnoliopsida, Brassicales, Brassicaceae.
CUGUUUGGCUUCCUUGUUAUCUUUGAUGAAAGAGUUUUUCUUGUUCUACACGUCAAAACUGUAAACCUUACCUUGAUUCAUUUUUCUCUCUGGUUCUUGACUAGGUAAGAUGAUCAGUCACUGUUAUUCUCAUCCUCAAUGCUGAAGAGACACUAGAUUUAAAAAAAAAGAAAGAAAAGAGAGAUGGUCCUAUAGUUCAGACACAAACAAUCUGAACUGUUAGUUUGAUUGCCUUGUCUCCAUGGGACUACGCAUUGACAAAUCCGUGGCUAUAACGGUACUGAUUGUAGCCACUCUGAUGGUUCAAGUGAGAUGCCAAAGGCCUCAAGUGAUAAACCUCGGUGCUGUUUUCACUUUUGAUUCCGUUAUCGGAAGAGCUGCAAAAGUCGCUCUCGAGGCAGCUGUCUCUGAUGUGAACGCUGACACAAGCCUUCUCCAAGAAACAGAGCUACGUCUUUUUGUGGAGGACUCUUCUUGCAAUGUCUUUCAUGGAUCCUUCGCAGCGUUUGAAGUGCUUGGGAAAGAAGUGGUGGCUAUCAUCGGUCCUAUCUCAUCGUCCAUCGCUCAUACAUUAUCAGACAUUGCAAAAGGGCUCAAGUUCCCCCUCGUCUCAUUCGCAGCAACUGAUCCAACACUCUCCGCCCUCCAGUUCCCCUUCUUUCUCCGGACCACACCUGAUGACGCCCACCAAAUGUCCGCCCUUGUGGACCUCAUCGAUUUCCACGGAUGGAAAGAGGUGAUAUCUGUUUACUCAGAUGACGAGCUCGGAAGAAACGGAGUUUCUGCUCUUGAUGAUGAGCUUGACAAGAAAAGAUUCAGGAUCUCCUAUAAAGUGCCGCUCUCGCUACACUCUGAUGACAAAUCCGCUACUGAUGCUCUGAACAAAUCCAAGUCCCUUGGUCCUAGAGUCUAUAUCCUUCAUUUUGGUCCUGACCCUUUGCUCAGAAUCUUUACCAUAGCGCAGAAGCUGAAGAUGAUGACACGUGAGUACGUGUGGCUCGCCACAGACUGGCUCUCAGUUACCUUAGAUUCCUCUUUGAGUGGGGAAGAUACUUUUAAACGUCUUGAAGGAGUAGUGGGGCUUCGUCAAUACAUACCAGAAUCCAUAAAGAUGCGCCAACUAAAGAGGAACAGGUCAAUGAAUGCCUACGCGUUCCAUGCAUAUGAUACGGUGUGGAUGAUUGCAUACGGCAUCGAGAAAAUGCUGAAUGAGGGAGUCAACAUAACAUUCUCUCACUCCAAGAAGUUAACUCACGCACAAGGACAUAAACUUCACCUGGAGAAAGUCAAAAUAUUCAACAGAGGGGAGGUACUACUUGAGAAGCUUCUGAAGGUUAACUUCACCGGUUUGGCCGGUCAAGUUCGGUUUGGUUCUUCUGGUCGAAAUGUCACUGGCUGUGACUACGAAAUCAUCAAUGUGGACAGAACAGGCGUUCACACUGUGGGUUUCUGGUCGAAAAAUGGUGGUUUUUCAGUUGGUAACAUAACAUGGCCUGGUGGUGGCAGUGAAAAGCCACGUGGAUGGGUUAUUGAUUCCGCAAAUCCACUGAAGAUUGUUGUCCCUAAAAGAGUUAGUUUUGUCGAGUUUGUGACUGAAGACAGGAACACUAGUACCCAUCAUAUCAAAGGCUUAUGUAUUGACAUCUUCAUUGAAGCAUUGAAGUUACUCCCUUACAAUGUUCCUUACAAGUUUGAGUCAUUUGGGGAUGGCCAUUCAAGUCCUAAUUACAGCAAGAUUAUUCAAAUGGUAUCGGAUGGCAGUAACUUUCAGGUAUACGAUGCAGCAGUUGGGGAUAUUACAAUAGUCCCAACCCGGUCCAAACUAGUAGAUUUCUCGCAGCCAUAUGCUUCCACAGGCCUUGUGGUGGUGAUUCCAAACGUCUACGAUGGGACUUGGAUCUUUCUGAGACCCUUCACCACUCAGCUAUGGUGCGUUGUUCUAGCUUCAUUUCUCUGUAUUGGCGUUGUCAUUUGGAUCCUCGAACAUCGCGUCAAUGAAGAUUUCAGAGGGCCACCACGAAGACAAAUCAUCACGAUGAUCUUUUUCAGCUUUUCCACUCUCUUUAAGAGAAAUCAUGAAGAUACGAUAAGCAAUCUAGCGAGACUAGUGAUGAUUUUUUGGCUCUUCCUAUUGAUGGUUCUAAUCGCGAGCUACAAAGCGGAAGUCAGCUCAAUCCUCACAGUUCAACAGCUUCCCUCUGCCAUUACCGGCAUCGACAGCUUGCGAGCAAGUGAGUUGCCUAUCGGUUACCAGUCUGGGACGUUCACUUUCGAGUACUUAACCUACAGUCUUGGCAUGGCUCGGUCUAGACUGGUCCCACUUGACUCGAUUGAGGAGUAUGAAAGGGCUCUAAAGCUAGGGCCAAACGCUUUGGGAGGCGUAGCUGCUAUUGUUGACGAGCUCCCUUACAUUGAACUGUUCUUAGCGGAACGGACUGGUUUCAAAAUUGUCGGAGAGCCGUUUAUGAACCGCGGUUGGGGAUUUGCGUUUAAGAGAGAUUCUCCACUGGCUAUAGACAUGUCAACAGCGAUCUUGAAUCUCACUGAGACGAGAAAGCAGAAAAGGAUUCUGAAGAAAUGGCUAUGCAAGAAGAGCUGCGGAGAGAAGUCAGAUUGGAACCAACCAGAGCCAAACCAGUUUCAUCUCAAGAGCUUCGAAGGGUUGUACCUUUUCUGCGUUGCGAUCACUGUCUCUGCGUUCUUGGUGUUUGUUCUCAGGAUGAUACGCCAGUUCGUGCGGUACAGAAGGAGUGAGAGGACAAGCUUGACGCCACGAGCUUCUUUGUCGUCUUCUCCUACGACGACGCGUUUAUGGGGAUUUAUGUUGGGUUUCGUGGAGUUUGUGGAUGAGAAAGAAGAGGCCACUAGGAGUGAUGAUGACUCUAACAACAACCCAUCUCAAGUUGUGGAACUUCAAGGUGAUUCUGAGGUACGAUAAAGUUGAUGAGUAGACUCCACUUUGUAGAAAGGCAAGUUGUAUUGUAAUUACAUAUGAGCUAACAUGUAAGCAAGAUCACAAAAAAAAAGAUCAAUGAAAUAAAACACACAU